UGACUCCGCCCCCUCAUGCUGCUGCUGGAGCAGUGCUGAAGUCUGUGUGUUUCGGCACCGGGCUGCCGGACUGACUGAGUGUCAGCGGUCUGGGGGUUGGUUUGUUUUUUUGCCUAUUAUUCUCAGUAAAAAAAAAUGGCUUCCGACGGUAUGGACGAGCGUUCGCCGCUACUGUCGGCGCAGAACUCCGGCAAUGUGACGCCCACGGCGCCGCCGUACCUCCAGGAGCCCAGUCCGAGAGCUGAGCUUCCUCCCCCAUACACAGCCAUUGCCAGUCCCGAUACAGGAGGCGUGCCAGUCAUUAACUGCCGAGUGUGUCAAUCUCUCAUAAACCUGGAUGGGAAGCUCCAUCAGCAUGUUGUGAAGUGCACGGUCUGCAAUGAGGCCACGCCAAUCAAAAACCCACCAGCUGGGAAAAAGUAUGUCAGAUGUCCCUGCAACUGCCUGCUAAUUUGUAAAGACACAUCCCGGAGGAUAGGAUGCCCUCGACCCAACUGCAGACGGAUUAUCAACCUGAGCCCAGUGAUGGUGAUCCCAGAGGAGCAACCUGCACAGCCGGCACUUCCUAUUCAGCCUGAAGGCCUGCGUGUGGUGUGCGGCCACUGCGGCAACACAUUCCUCGGUAGUGAUGAUGCUGGGUCCCAGCCGUCCUCUGGUGUGCAUGUUGAUGAUGCAUCUGCUGCCCGCAAGUGGAUGGAGCUCCGAUUUAAUACACUGGCCAAGUGUCCACAUUGCAAAAAAAUCUCUUCCGUUGGCAGUGCUCUACCCAGGAGACGCUGCUGUGCUUACAUCACAGUAGGAAUGAUCUGCAUUUUCAUUGGAAUUGGACUAACAGUUGGAACCCAGGAAUUUGCCAGCAGGUACCAUGCUACCUAUGUGUCAUGGGCCUUUGCCUAUCUGCUCGGUCUUAUCUGCCUGGUACGGGCCUGCUACUGGGGAGCAAUUAGAGUCAGCUAUCCAGAGAACACCUUUGCAUAGAUAAAAUGUCCGUGAUCGUUCAUUUAACCCUUUUUAGGAUUUAAUUUUAUCCUGAUUUUAACAGGUGUACAUUUGACUGGUCAUUCUAUCUAGGUGAGCUAUAAUCGAGGCUGGAAAUUUACACAUUAUAUUCUGAUUGGGUGUAAAAUAUAUAUAUAUAUAUAUAUAUAUAUAUAUAUAUAUAUAUAUAUAUAUAUAUAUAUAUAUAUAUAUAUAUAUAUAUAUAUAUAUAUAUCAACAGUCUGACUGAUCAAAUAUUUAAAAUAUAAUGAAAUCAGCAUUGGGAAAUGAUCUUUUGAUCAAUUGGAAAAAUAUAAGUUUGGUACGUACGCCUCAUGGAUUGUUGUAACUCCUACUGGAUAGACUGUGCGUGUGUGUGGGUGUGCUGCGUUUUGUUAAUGACUUGACCAAAAUGAACAAUUUGUCCAUUGCACUACAGUUUUAUGCAAAUAUCCUGUUCUUUUUGCUGCUAGUUGUCAGCUGUAAAAAGCUGCAAGUUGUUAAGUAUUAAAAGCUGCCCACACUAAACAAGGUACUGUGUUACAUUUAUAGAAUCUUACAUCUUACACGUGCCAAUGUUUGUGCUCAUAUCUCUUGGGGAAGAAAAUUUCUCACUACUCUUGAAUCCGUAUUGUUGGAGCCGCUCAAACCCGCAGUGAGAUUAUUGCGGCUUUUUAGAGUAAUUAAAUACGGCAUGCUUACAAACGUCAAAGCUCAUGAUUUGACUCCAGUGAGACUUAAAUGUUUUGCAUGAUAUUCAUUUGAUUAAUUUUUACCACAGGUCCGUGUUCCUCUGUCAAUGAAAGGUCACUGUGGAAGUUUUAGGCCCUAAUUUCCAGCCUUCCUCUGUAUACGUAGAAUGGAAACGCCUCAGCUAUCUUGUUCAUGCUAAUAUCACAGUAGUUCAUUAACUUUGGCAAGGCGACUGGGCACAACUGUAGUAACUAAUCCUGUUCUGAAUGUGAAGAGCAAGUUUCUUUGUAUAUAGUUUAUUCAUUGCACCUAGACUAACUUAAGUUGGAGUAUGGUUUGGCUCUUUUUAAAAAUGGUAAUUUAUCAAUAAAAUAAAAAAAGAACUCCCUUUCUGUCCA
Ictalurus punctatus (channel catfish) is the source of this 2069-nucleotide messenger RNA. It is a transcript of the gene pip4p2, whose product is annotated as phosphatidylinositol-4,5-bisphosphate 4-phosphatase 2. Gene Ontology annotation, cellular component: lysosomal membrane; plasma membrane; late endosome membrane. Lineage: Eukaryota; Metazoa; Chordata; Actinopteri; Siluriformes; Ictaluridae. The transcript has 8 exons. The record is from RefSeq and is a predicted model, not a curated record. Gene Ontology annotation, biological process: phosphatidylinositol dephosphorylation. The coding region runs from base 136 to 978 and encodes 280 amino acids. Gene Ontology annotation, molecular function: phosphatidylinositol-4,5-bisphosphate 4-phosphatase activity.